UCUGCAGGGACGGGGAGGUGUCAGUUUGUGGUGGAAGAGAACAGACACAGACUCGGCUAGCGAUGCUCCAUCCUGCUCCUAUAGUUGUGAUUCAGAGAGACUGAUGGCGCCUCAGGUUAACCCCCUGACAAGUGCUGCCUUCAGCCUGCCUUCAAUAGGAUCUAGCAACUGGAACAUGGACCCUGCGACAACACAGACUCUCCCUGGCCUUCGUCCUCCUCACACUCUCCUAAUGUUAAACCAGACAGACAAUGCCAGUGCCUCAACACUAAAAGGCUACACAAGCCCAUUGACAAAUGACAGUAGUAGUAACACUAUCAGCAGAUCCGGUGGCACAGAGAAGUGCUUCCCGUGUUCAUUCUGUGGGAAAGCCUUCAGUUUCCCCAAACAGGUGGAGAUCCACCAGAGAAUGCACACGGGGGAGAAACCAUUCAGCUGCCACCUUUGCCAGGCUAGUUUCUCCCACUCCUCCAACCUGAAUAGGCACCAGAGGGUCCACACAGGGGUGAAACCCUUCAGCUGUACCCAGUGUCACAUGUGCUUCGCCCAGGCUGGUCACCUGAAGAGGCACCAGAGGGUCCACACAGGGGAGAAAUCCUACAGCUGCCCCCAGUGUGAAAAGAAGUUCUCCCGCCUGAACCAGCUGAAGAUGCACCUGAAGGUCCACAUGGGAUAGAGGCCUCCUACGCACUGCAGGAAGAGGUUCUCAGAGAAGAGCUACCUCAGGCUACACCAGCUGAAAAACCAUUCCACUCUAUAACAAAGAAAGUAACCACUCCACUCAUAGCUUCUGACUUUUCGAUCAAACUCUGCAUUAAAGACAACAAUUCAUUUUAAUUGUAGUCAGCAGGAAAGCUCCACAGAUGCAUUUGGAGUACCGAGAGUAACAUAUUUCAGUGUUGAUGCAAUAUUCUACCCAGAAAUAUUCAAGACAAUUCGUGACAUAUAAGGCAUUUAAGCAAUGCAAAAACGUUCCAUUAUAAAUCUCAAUCUGGUU
Molecule: messenger RNA, 997 nt
Organism: Salvelinus namaycush (lake trout)
Lineage: Eukaryota; Metazoa; Chordata; Actinopteri; Salmoniformes; Salmonidae
Product: zinc finger protein 239-like
Exons: 1
Coding region: 104-676 (190 amino acids)
Biological process (GO): regulation of transcription by RNA polymerase II
Molecular function (GO): RNA polymerase II cis-regulatory region sequence-specific DNA binding; DNA-binding transcription factor activity
Source: RefSeq, a predicted model, not a curated record